Molecule: messenger RNA, 6089 nt
Organism: Ictalurus furcatus (blue catfish)
Lineage: Eukaryota; Metazoa; Chordata; Actinopteri; Siluriformes; Ictaluridae
Gene: adam11
Product: ADAM metallopeptidase domain 11
Exons: 27
Coding region: 424-2880 (818 amino acids)
Biological process (GO): proteolysis
Molecular function (GO): metalloendopeptidase activity
Source: RefSeq, a predicted model, not a curated record
UAAUCGGAGUCUGAUCGCAGUGGGUGGAGUUGAGAAGGAGAGGCGCGUGAGGAGGAAAAAUAAGCGCCGCAGUGAGAAGCUCCGCCCCACCCGGUUGAUGUCAACCAAUCAGAAGGCGCUGUUUCUGUAGGGCAGCGCCGCGCUCGUGGAGCGGGUUUGUGAUUAGUGAUGACCGCACGUGAGGGAGUGAGUGAGUGCAUGCGGGUGUUUUUUUUUUACUGCAGAGCCAGCGCGCGCGCCGUGAGCUCGGUACCGUGUGCAGGUUUUCCUCUUCCUCGCGCAUUAGUUACGAUGAAUUAAUAAAGCGUCGCGCGCGGCACGUCUCGGUCCCGAGUGUGUGUGAUUUCUGUAUUUGAUUUUUGUUCGCUUUCUAACGCGGAUUUGUCCUUGCGGUUCCAUGCCCGCGCGCAGUAUGUGAAUGCCAUGCGGGCGGCGCGGUGCCUCCUCCUGUGGGCUGCGGUCUCCGUUACAGGCUGGAGCACCGCAUCGCGGCAAUGGCGAGAGAGAGAAGGAGAAGGAGGAGGAGGGGGGAUCGGGAACGGUAACGGCGACGGGCGCGCGCUUCGUGAAGAAGAGAUCACGCGGCCGCAGCGGCUCCAGCAGCGCGCGGAUCCCGAGGGCGGCGAGCUCGCGCACGGUCGCCUGGAUACCAGAGUGAAGACUGAGGACGCCGACGCGCUUCACUUGUGCGCAGCGUACACACGUCAUCACGUUCCAUUCACGUGUGAGGUCGACGACAGAAAACAUCAACAUAGCAAUGCAUUGCCGGUUCAUCUUGCCAAGCUGUCAUUCCUGGUGAAGGCAUUUGGGACGUCAUUCAUUUUGGACUUGGAGCUCAACCAUGAUCUCUUGUCUUCAGACUAUGUGGAGAGACAUUUUGAUGAAGACAGAACACCGUUUCAUAAUCAGGGAGGAGAGCACUGUUAUUAUCACGGCGCAGUAAGAGGAGCGAAAGGUUCCUGGGUUGCUCUCUCCACCUGCCAUGGCCUCUGGGGAAUGUUCUCAGAUGGCAACUUUUCUUAUGGGAUUGAACCCGUACCGCACAUCGAUGAGCAGGGACAAAACACUCACAUUGUGUACAGACUGCCUGACCUUCAGCUCAAUGCACCACACUGCCCCGAAUCCAUUGCUACUAGUGACCCGGACUCAGCUGUGGAUGAUGUCACACCCGUUUCUGCAGAGAGUGAUGGACCCACUUUCACACAUGGCCUGAGACGGGUCAAACGCCAGAUCCGGAGGCCACCGCGUACUGUUCAGACCGAGACCAAAUACAUCGAGCUGCUAGUAGUGAACGACUAUGACCUGUUUGUGCAGAUGCGCAGGUCGACUGUGCAAACACGCAACUUUGCGAAAGCCAUCGUCAACAUGGCCGAUGCGAUUUAUAAAGAACAACUCAACACAAGGCUGGUGCUUGUCGCCAUGGAGACAUGGUCAUCCCAGAACAUGGUUUCCGUGGGUGAUGUCCCUCUGAUGACCCUGCGCGACUUUAUGAAAUACAGGAGGGAGAACAUCAAAGAGAAGAGUGACGCAGCACACCUGUUCUCGGGGCGCACGUUUCAGAGCAGUCGCAGCGGGACGGCGUACAUCGGCGGCAUCUGUUCUCCUACACGCGGAGGAGGAGUCAACGAGUACGGAAACGUGGGACCCAUGGCCAUCACGCUGUGUCAGAGCUUAGGACAGAAUUUGGGUAUGAUGUGGAAUAAAGACCGUGCCACCGCAGGAGACUGCAGAUGUCCGGACCCUUGGCUCGGAUGUAUCAUGGAGGACACGGGGUACUACCUGCCCAGGAAGUUCUCCCGCUGCAGUGUGGAGGAGUACGUACGCUUCCUGCAGGACGGAGGAGGCAGCUGUCUGUUCAACAAACCCACCAUGUUACUGGAUCCUCCUGAAUGUGGGAACGGAUUCGUGGAGCAGGGGGAAGAGUGUGACUGCGGCUCGCAAGUGGAGUGCUCCCGAGCAGGAGGCGCAUGCUGUAAGAAGUGCACUCUUACCCAUGAUGCAAUGUGCAGUAAUGGACUGUGCUGUAACAGGUGUAGGUAUGAGCAGAGAGGUGUGGUGUGUCGAGACGCUGUAAACGAUUGCGAUAUACCAGAAACGUGUCCUGGAGAUUCCAGUCAGUGUCCUCCUAACGUAAACAAGCUGGACGGCUACACGUGUGACGCAGGACAGGGUCGCUGUUACGGCGGUCGCUGUAAGACCAGAGACGGGCAGUGUCAGGCACUCUGGGGUCACAACUCAGCAGACCGUGUGUGUUAUGAGAGGCUGAACACUGAGGGGACGGAGAAAGGGAACUGUGGACGAGACUCCAGUGGACAGGGAUGGAUCCAGUGCAGCAAACCUGACGUACUGUGUGGGUUUCUGUUGUGCUCUAAUAUGACGAUGAAGCCUCGUUACGGUGAUUUAGAUGGAGAAGUCACCAGUCUCACCAUCUACCAUCAGAACAAGUACCUGGACUGCCAUGGAGGACAUGCUGUGCUGGAGGAUGGCUCAGAUCUGGGUUAUGUAGAGGACGGAACUCCGUGUGGUCCUAACAUGAUGUGUUUGGAGCGACGCUGUGUGCCGGUGAUGACCUUUAACCUGUCUGUGUGUCCCGGUUCCUCCAGCUCACACAUCUGCUCCGAUCAUGGGACGUGCAGUAACGAGGUGAAGUGUAUCUGUGACUCGGACUACACGGGGAAGGACUGCAGUGUGUACGACCCGCUCCCCGAUCCACAGCUUCCAGAAGGACCCGAGAAAUACAAAGGUCCGAGUGGCACAAACAUCAUCAUCGGUUCUUUAGCAGGAGCCAUACUGCUGGCAGCUAUAGUGCUGGGAGGAACAGGCUGGGGCUUCAAGAAUAUCCGGAGAGGAAGGUAUGACCCUGCGGAACAGGACAUGUGACGUUUCUUUUCUUUCGGUGAUGUUUAGGCCUUUCUGUUGUAUGAGAACAGGUCCGGUGUUGGUUCCUGAACCCGAGGCGCUGGUUAACCUUCGGCCUCUUUUAUAUUUUUAUAAACCGAGAUACAGUUUGUGUUGUUUUCGUACGGAGUUUUUAUAUCAGUGGGAAUUCUCUGCAGGUUCUGUGUUUCCUAACAGCCGGUGCUCUGUCGUUCUCUUAUUGGUUCCGUUGUUCCUCAGAUCCGGAGGAGGAUGAGGAGUCUGUCCGUUCCGCUGUCCUGUCCUCUUUUCUUCACUGUCCUUUUACGUUCGGAGGAGAAACGAGCGGCGGGGGGAAAAAACCACCAUGUCUUCCACUCCAACCUGCACAAAGCCUCUGCUUCCUGUUCGUCUUUCCGCUCUUCUCUGUCCUCUCGCCACGUCUGAACCGUCCCGCGCUCCCCAGCCCACCUUCCGUUCCUCACGUCGUGUUUAUUCGGAGAUUCGUACGAGUCUGAGCCGUCAGCCGAACCUGCCCGAGUCUCUGUGUACCUUUUUAAAGAAGCGAUCGGCGUUCUUUUAUCUUUUUAUCUUUCCGCGCCUCACUCGAUGGCGUUCGGGAACGUCCGACUGGCCGUGUAGCAUCGGUCCAGAACUUUACAAUAACACGCUGAAUUCCUGCCAAAUGGUAUUUAAUACCGUUCAAUAAGCCCCUCCCCCUCCCUCCCUCACCAUGUCUGUCAAGGUUUAAAGGAACGCUUCGAGUCUGAUGUAAAUCUGAUCUACAUGUACAUUAUCAUCUCCUCAGAUCGGUCGCUUCAGACGAAUCGUCUGAGAUCCGUGUGUUUCGAGUGUAACAUAGUCAGAUGGUCGGAGUUUCUGACCGCGCGGAGAAUCCGGGAAAAGAAGAAGCGUCAUAAAUAUAGGAAUAACUAAUACCGCACACGGACUUUACACUGUUCUGAGCCGAAAACACACACACACGCACAAACGCACACACACGUGAGUUUACUUGUCACUGUAAAAUCCGAGCACUGAAGCGUUGGUACUAGCGCUGUGUGUGUGGUUUAGUAUUGUUAUAUUAUUAUUAUUAUUCCGUUUGAAGUGUGUUCUGUCGUCAGCCCUCCAGCGAUUAUUAAAAUACGGUGUGCAUAAACGUCUGAAUGUAACUUUAAACAGCACGAAGUUGCAUCGUUUUUCUUCAUGUAUCGCGUGUGUGUGUGUGUGUGUGUGUGUGUGUGUGUGUGUGUGUGUGUGUGUGUGUGUGUGUGUGUGGACUUUUCCUGUAUGACGACAUGACAAGCACACAGUUUUUAGGAAGACGAACGUAGAAACAUUCUGCCAGUUUCAAUUUCGUAUAUAUAAUGUAUUGUGAGAGUGUGAUGCAGGGCGCGUCCCGUGUGAACACGCGAUAGAUCACUGUGUGUGUGUGUGUGAGUGUGUGCGCUUCUUGUGUGUGUGUAUACUUCAUAUACGGUACACCCGUGUUAAGACAUAAGCACAAACGGAUCGCAAUCCAUGUGUUAAGGAGGAAAAAGAGUAUUUAAAGGAGGCUGUGUUUCAGAGUCUCUCUCUCUGUCUCUCUCUCUCUUAUCUGUCUCUCUCUCUGUCUCUCUCUCUGUCUCUCUCUCUGUCUCUCUCUCUCUUAUCUAUCUCUCCCUCUGUCUCUUUAUCUGUCUCUCUCUCUGUCUCUCUCUCUGUCUCUCUCUUUUUCUGUCUCUGUCUCUCUGUCUCUCUCUCUCUCUUUCUGUCUCUGUCUCUCUCUCUCUCUCUGUCUCUCUCUCUCUUAUCUAUCUCUCUCUCUGUCUCUUUAUCUAUCUCUCUCUCUGUCUCCCUCUCUCUCUGUCUCUCUCUCCAUCUCUUUUUCUGUCUCUCUCUCUCUCUCUCUCUCUCUUUUUCUGUCUCUGUCUCCCUCUCUCUCUGUCUGUCUGUCUCUCUCUCUCUCUCUCUCAGGGUGAUGAUUGACAGAUGGUUCUAUGAGUUAUAUUCGCGUUCACAGGCCCGCUCUCACGCAGAUAUAAACUCGUCACACGAGGAAGAAACGGAUGGACACGGAAAUAAGGAAUAUUCAGGGCUGAAAUCUGUUGUGAUGUUUAUCAGGUCGUCCGAUGGAAAAACUCUUCCAGUAUUUUAUAAACUCGAAUGGAAUCGAGAGGGCUUUAAGAAACAAAUUCCAGCCGAGCAGUUUAAAGAUUGACGUAAAAAUCGAUAUUAUUCACCGUGUCGCGUCGGGGAUUAGCUGAAAAGACCACAUUUUAAAACUCUAGUCUUAAACACACUGAACGUUAAACACACUCAACAUUAUUCAUCCUUACUGAAUUUACACCUCUAUCACCCGUAUCACACACACUACACAUGUAGCCGCCUUCUUCUUCUUCUUCUUAUUAUUAUUAUUAAGAAAUGACCCUAAAGCACUAUCACAGUAAAUUCCCAUCAGUGAACAGUGUAAGGACUCGUUCAUGGUAAAGUGUGCGUUAUUGAUUACAAAUAAACAAGUAGUUUACAGUGAAGUUCAGUACUAGUGAUGGUGUAAACGAUUCCCUUAUUAUUUGAACCGAGCAUGAAUUUCAAAACUAAAUAAAUAAAUAAAGGACUAAUUUAAAAAAGAUUUGCACUGAAUUACCAUUAAUCAAGGACGAAUGAAUUUACCAAAGUUUAUACCUUAAACGUUUCUUUUUUUUUUUCUUUCUUUUUUUUUUUUUUUGAAUGACCAUCAAUUACAAACAAAUAAAGGAUUUACAGUAAAUUCUGUGAAAAAUUACGGGUCCAAUUUUCAUCAUCAUUAAUAAUAAUAAUAAUUAAAAAAAACAAAAACUAAUAAAUCUAAGCAUUUAUAAUACUCUACAUUCCCAUCAAUAACAAUAAAUAAAUGACAGGACCAAUUUUUAGUGACAUACCGUUAUAAAUAAAUAAAUAAAUACGUUUCAGGGCUUAUUUUAGGAGAAGUGUAGCUGGGCGGAGAGAGGGGUGGAGAAAGGUGUCCUGCGUGUUACACGUGAAGGAGAACGAAUGAGUUAUUUGUUUUGGUUUAGAUUUGGGUGGAUGAUUUUGGACGUAUGAUUUGGGUGGAUGAUUUUGGUGUAGCACUGCCGCCGCCCUCUGACGGCCGAAUCCCAGUUACUGUGCGCGUCACGGUUCAGAGACUCACUGCGUUACCUCCGUCAGUGCACAGUGUACAGCGUGACGGAUAUACGGCUGUCUUUUUAACGCAUGUCUGUGUGUUUAGUCUCAGG